UUAAGUUCAGCUCCCCAGAAGAGGAAAAAACAAGUAAAUGGUCAGAAACCAGAAACCUUCACUUAUUCACGCACAAAAUUCUAUGCAUCUUUCCGCCUCAUGACCAAACAGCCCCACUUGCUAUAAUUAAAUACAAGUAAAGUCCGCAAUUUUACUUUAAUAGUUUUUUACACCACAAAAAUUCACAGAAUAUUACAAAUACAUCCAUUUUCUCCUUCCUCUUUCUUAGUGUGAGAAAAUUUAGAGAGAGAGAGAGAGAGAAAAGUGUUUUUGAGCUGAAAAACUGCACGGUUACAGUGUAAUGGCAGUUGUGAAUUGAACAUUUUUAUAUAGGGAAAUGUCUGGUAGACGAUCGAGUUAUACUUUGUUGAAUCAAAUUUCUGAUGAUAAUAUUUUCCAGCCGCCGGCGCCGAAGUUCUUCGCCGGAGCUGGUGUAACGCCGCACUUCGAGUCUAAUUCCGGUGAGAGGAACAGAGGUAAAGGUGAUAUAGUAUUUGAUUGGGACUUGAUUGAUCACAGCAUGAUGCAAUCACAGAGUCGGGUCGGAUCAUUCCCGGUACCCGGUUCGAUCGGGUCGCAGAGGCAAUCAAGCGACGGUAGCUUCGGUGGUAGCUGGCUCUCUGGGGAGAACUUCACGGAGACCUCCUUUGGGCAUAAGAAUGACGGCUGCGGCUCGUCGGCGGCAAGGAGCUGGGCGCUGCAGAUGGAGGAGAGUUAUCAGCUGCAGUUAGCGUUGGCAAUAAGGCUCUCUUCAGAAGCAACAUGUGCUGAUUGUCCAAACUUUUUGGAUCCUGCGACUGAUGUAUUGGCGUCCCGAGAUUCAGAUUCUUCUGUAUCAGCGGAAACAAUGUCACAUCGAUUGUGGAUAAAUGGAUGUUUGUCGUACUUUGACAAAGUCCCUGAUGGAUUUUAUUGGAUUUAUGGGAUGGAUCCAUAUGUUUGGGCUCUCUGCUCAAUUCUGCAAGAAAGUGGUGGUAUUCCAUCAAUUGAAUCAUUGAAGGCAGUUGAUCCCUCUAAAGCACCAUCUGUUGAAGUGAUUUUAAUUGAUCGGUGUAAUGAUCUCAGCUUGAAGGAGCUGCAGAAUAGAAUUCAUAGCAUAUCCCCUAGUUGCAUCACCACAAAAGAAGCUGUUGAUCAGCUUGCCAAGCUGGUUUGCGAUCAUAUGGGGGGUGCAGCUCCAGCUGGAGAAGCGGACUUGGUUUCCAUGUCAAAGGAGUGCAGUGAUGACCUGAAGGAUUGUCUUGGAUCUAUCGUGCUUCCCAUUGGUAGCCUUUCUGUUGGGCUUUGCAGGCAUCGAGCUUUGCUUUUUAAAGUGCUAGCUGACAUCAUUGAUUUACCAUGUCGAAUUGCCAAGGGAUGUAAAUAUUGUAAUAGCUCCGAUGCUUCCUCAUGUCUAGUUCGAUUUGGACUUGACAGGGAGUACCUGGUUGAUUUGAUCGGUAAGCCCGGAGUUUUAAGCGAACCGGAUUCCUUGCUGAAUGGUCCAUCUUCCAUCUCAAUUUCUUCACCUUUGAGCUUUUCAAGAUACAGACAAGUUGAACCUACAAUUGAUUUCAGGUCACUGGCCAAACAGUAUUUCUUGGAUAGUCAAUCACUUAAUCUACUCUUUGAUGAUUCUCCAGCUGAAGCUGCAGCUGAUGGAGAUACAGGACAAUCAGACAGAAGUUGCAUAGACAGAAACAAUGCAGUCUCUAGUUCAAGUAAUCAUGAUGAAAUUUCUCAGUUACCUCUGCCUCCAUUAAAUGCAUGGAAAAAAGGAAGAGAUAAAGAAUCUCAACUUUCUAAAAUGUAUAAUCCUCCAAGAAUUUUAAACCCAGUGAACAUGGACAAGGACCUGGUUCUUGUGAAACAUGUCCCUCCAAUACGGGAAGAUGCUCCACCACUGAUGGCAAGAGCAGAUACAGUAAAAGAUACUAGGUUUCUUGGUGAAGGAGGUCAUGUCAUUUCUGCUAUACCAAGUGAAGAACUUGCUCUCGAUGUAGAAGAGUUCAAUAUUCCAUGGAAUGAUCUGGUUUUGAGGGAGAAAAUUGGGGCAGGGUCUUUUGGUACUGUUCACCGCGGUGAUUGGCAUGGCUCUGAUGUUGCCGUGAAGAUUCUCAUGGAACAAGAUUUUCAUGCGGAGCGAUUCAAGGAAUUUUUGAGGGAGGUUGCAAUUAUGAAGCGGUUGCGACAUCCAAAUAUUGUACUUUUUAUGGGUGCUGUCAUUCAGCCACCAAAUUUGUCCAUAGUCACAGAAUAUUUAUCGAGAGGUAGCUUAUUUAGACUUCUUCAUAAACCUGGUGCCAGAGAGGUGUUGGAUGAAAGGAAGCGGCUGUGUAUGGCUUACGAUGUGGCAAAUGGGAUGAAUUAUCUUCACAAACGCAAUCCUCCCAUUGUGCACAGAGAUUUAAAAUCUCCAAAUCUUCUUGUGGACAAAAAAUAUACAGUGAAGACUUGGCUGUCAGAGUACUCAAAUCUGAAGGAAGCAUCAUUCUGGAUAGGGCAUUUUUUUUCCAUUUGAGAGGCGUCUUCAAUGCCAACUUCCUCAGACAUUUGCCCAAGGGUCAAGAGAAACAUAUAGAAAUCGUAGUUUAAGAGUCUUUCUAACUAAUCAAACUUGCUGAAGAACAUAAAGCAAGUGGUGAACCUGCAAGUAUUUAUCAGCUUUCUCUGAUGAGAGUUAACUUUGCAUUCCAUGAAAUGGAUUAAUUUCCGAUAAGAGGGGAUAUAUCUUGAAAAUUCUGCAUAAAGGGAAAAAUCAUUAUACCUUAUGAAAAGGAAGUCGGACUUCUUACGGUAAGGCCAAUGCACCGGCCAGGGCUUAGCCCGCUCGCCUAUCAAUCAAAGAGGUUGCUGCAUUGCAUAGAGGUCGCUAAGAUUGCUGGUAAGACUUUGAUUGAUAGGCGGGCGGGCUAAGCCCCCUACUGUCGUCUCGUCCCCGCUGCAUCGAAGAGUACCUAUGCACUAUGUUCCGGUUCACUGAUAAGGAAGAUAGCGUUGGGGUGGGAAAGACCACUUAGCGCAGUGGAAUAGGAAAGAGAGCGUGGAGCACAACUUUCGUGUCACCAGAAAUCCUUUUUCGUUUAUUGGGAAGGAUCAUGGGUUUCUCCCAACAUACAUAUCCGGGGGUGCAACUGUUUAGUACGCAAGGAUUGGAACGGGCGGAUCCCGGUCCAUAAUCUUUCUUUGCGAUCUUCUAGAUAUAUGCCAAUCUCUAGAGUGCUUUUUUCAACUGCCAUGAAUCCAGCAUAUUUCAAGAAAUUGAGGAGUCAAUAUGAGAAGGAAGAAUCUAUUUCUUGUUUAGUUUGUCAUUCAAAUUUUCUUCUUAUGUUUUUCCAUGACAUGUCUUCUCCUCUUUUUCAAUCUCUUGGUGUAUUAGUUUCUUUCUUAACAGGAAAUAUUUAGGGUAGAUGUGUCUCCUCUUACUCUGGAAACAUGUGUCUGGUCCUCUUCCUUUUAAUCAACUUGGACCAUCGAGGGAAAGAAAUAAUUUCUUGAUCCUUCAAUUUGACUUUUUUAACACAACCGAAAAAGAUUUUUAAAAGAAAACUCAAAAGCUCUUGAGAUCUGAUUGAGAAUUUGCUUGAGAAAGAGUAGGCGUUUUGGAAUGUCCGUAACUUUUAAGAAGGCUCUGUCCUUUAUAGCUCAGCAGUAUCUGUAAUGUAGUGUGACUGUGUCUUAUAUUACCCUGAGUUUAGUUGUGAUUGAUGCUUAACGAUGAGAAAUAUAUUGCAUUAUAAUUUACUCUCGAGUUUGGCCAGAAUAUGGAUAUUAUAUGAAGCUAUUCUUUCUCUUUGUUCAGUAAAAGUUACUAAAUGUUCUCUCUUGUCUAAUGUCUU
Messenger RNA from Solanum dulcamara, 3818 nucleotides. RefSeq names its product serine/threonine-protein kinase CTR1-like. Gene Ontology annotation, biological process: protein phosphorylation. Gene Ontology annotation, molecular function: ATP binding; protein kinase activity. Bases 338 to 2500 code for a protein of 720 amino acids. The record is from RefSeq and is a predicted model, not a curated record. NCBI's taxonomy places the organism in Eukaryota, Viridiplantae, Streptophyta, Magnoliopsida, Solanales, Solanaceae. The transcript has 12 exons.